AUGGAGAGCGAGCGCGACAUGUACCGCCAGUUUCAGGACUGGUGCCUAAGGACUUACGGGGACUCAGGCAAGACCAAGACGGUGACCCGUAAAAAAUACGAGCGGAUCGUCCAGCUCCUCAACGGCUCCGAGUCGAGCUCCACGGACAACGCCAAAUUUAAAUUCUGGGUCAAAUCGAAGGGCUUCCAGCUGGGCCAGCCCGACGAGGUCCGCGGGGGCGGUGGCGGCGCCAAGCAAGUGCUCUACGUGCCGGUCAAGACCACGGAUGGCGUAGGGGUAGAUGAGAAGCUGUCUUUAAGGAGAGUAGCUGUGGUUGAAGAUUUCUUUGACAUUAUCUAUUCAAUGCAUGUGGAAACAGGGCCAAAUGGAGAACAAAUUAGAAAACAUGCUGGACAAAAAAGAACUUACAAAGCCAUUUCAGAGAGCUAUGCUUUCCUACCAAGAGAAGUGGUGACAUGAUUUCUAAAGAGCUGCUCAGAGUGCCAGAAAAGAAUGCAUUUAAACCCAGAUGGAACAGAUCAUAAAGAUAACGGAAAACCUCCCACUUUGGUGACCAGCAUGAUUGACUACAACAUGCCAAUUACCAUGGCCUAUAUGAAGCAUGUGAAACUGCAGCUGCUAAACUCACAGCAAGAUGAGGAUGAAAGUUCAAUAGAAAGUGAUGAAUUUGAUAUGAGUGAUUCAACACGGAUGUCAGCUGUGAACUCUGAUCUUAGCUCCAAUCUUGAAGAAAGAAUGCAAAGUCCCCAGACUCUUCAAGGCCAGCAAGAUGAUGAUUCUGCUGCUGAGAGCUUUAAUGGCAAUGAGACUCUGGGGCAUGGUUCUAUUGCUUCAGGGGGAGCACACGGCAGGGAGAUGGGAGACACCAACAGCGAAGGCAAAACCGGGCUGGAGCAGGACGAGCAGCCACUGAACCUGAGUGACAGUCCCCUCUCAGCACAGCUGACAUCAGAAUACAGAAUAGAUGAUCACAGCAGUAAUGGAAAAAACAAAUACAAGAACCUUCUAGUUUCUGACCUCAAGAUGGAACGAGAGGCGAGAGAAAAUGGAAGCAAGUCUCCUGCCCAUAGUUACUCAAGCUAUGACUCUGGCAAAAAUGAGAGUGUCGACAGAGGUGCUGAGGACCUAUCACUAAACAGGGGAGAUGAGGAUGAAGAUGAGCACGAUGACCAUGAGGAUUCUGAGAAAGUAAAUGAGACAGAUGGAGUGGACGCUGAGCGGUUGAAAGCUUUCAAUAUGUUUGUCAGGCUGUUUGUAGAUGAAAACUUGGACCGAAUGGUCCCAAUCUCUAAGCAGCCCAAAGAAAAGAUCCAAGCUAUCAUUGACUCAUGCAGGCGACAAUUCCCUGAGUAUCAAGAGCGUGCCAGAAAACGUAUACGUACUUACCUCAAGUCCUGCAGGCGGAUGAAAAGAAGUGGUUUUGAGAUGUCUCGACCUAUUCCUUCCCACCUUACUUCAGCAGUUGCAGAGAGUAUCUUGGCUUCAGCCUGUGAGAGCGAGAGUAGAAAUGCUGCCAAGAGGAUGCGUCUGGACAGACAACAGGAUGAGUCUGCUCCAGCUGACAAACAAUGCAAGCCAGAGGCAGCCCAGACCACUUACUCAACAUCAGCUGUUUCAGGCUCACAGGAAGUGCUGUACAUCAAUGGAAACGGGACCUACAGUUACCAUAGUUACAGAGGGCUAGGCGGGGGACUGCUAAAUCUGAAUGAUGCUGCCAGUAGUGGACCCACUGAUCUCAGCAUGAAGAGGCAGUUGGCAACCAGCUCAGGAUCCUCCAGUAGUUCAAGCUCCAGACCCCAGUUGAGUCCAACUGAAAUCAAUGCUGUAAGACAGCUUGUUGCAGGAUACCGAGAAUCAGCUGCAUUUUUAUUGCGUUCUGCAGAUGAGCUGGAAAAUCUUAUUUUACAACAGAACUGAGUCAAAUGACGAUCAUAUUCACUGAGGUAGAAAUUUGCAGU
Orycteropus afer afer is the source of this 1958-nucleotide messenger RNA. RefSeq names its product nucleolar protein 4 (gene NOL4). The record is from RefSeq and is a predicted model, not a curated record. NCBI's taxonomy places the organism in Eukaryota, Metazoa, Chordata, Mammalia, Tubulidentata, Orycteropodidae.